AUGUUUCCUUCAGUGGUCAAUAUUAGGCCUUGCCCCAAGUGCAAAGACAUCAAGAAGCACGAGUGGCCAAGCAAAAUUCCUCAGAAUACGGGUCACAAUGACCCUGACCAAAAAAGCUUCAAGAUGUCGCUGGAGAAUUGGUUCCAAGAGACUGAUGUCUUCCUCGCCACAGUCGGCUCCGAGUUUUCUAGCACAAUUAGUCGCGGAUACCCCAAGGACAUCAUCCAGAGCCUGCACACAGCUCACGCCUCAUGUCAGUGUCAUGGGUGCGUUGGUUCCCGCCCGAAAAAACGACGCGCAGACACGGCGCAUGAUCCUGUAACCCAGAAGUUGCAGAAGCUGGGUCCGACCCAGCACAAGGCUUUGCAUCGAGAGAGCCCUAACAACGCAACGGGCGGCUCUCACGACACCAUGAACCUAGAAUCCAUGGCUGUGGAUGCGCGUCAGAGCGCUUCAUACCAAGUAAGCGAGGCCCGCUACCUGCCAUCGCCUCCCAACAGCCAGUAUGGCAGGUCUGAUGGUAGCAAUACUAGCAGCUACAACAGCGGCACCCACAACCCGGUGUUGGAGUCUAUUCCAAAGGCUUUGGAUGGUGCAGCCUUAUCUUCUGGCCUAGAACAACAUGGUGUAACUGGCAGACAGGGCAAGAAUAACUCCGGAUUCAAUCGUGCUCUAGAGGCAAUCAGGAAAGCAUUCCUUGAGCAGAGUCCACCACGAUCAGUCACUCCCGAGCACCUUGUCGCUCAGACACAUCUAGGAGCACUCAAUGCUCAGAUUCCGGAGUCUCACGGACGCUCACCCCUUCAGAAGACUGUAGCCAAUGGUCCUCAGCAGAAGCAUGGACAAGCUGACACUCUGCAAUCCAAUACGAAGCGAAAGAACGUUACGGCUCAGUCACCAAAUGCCAAUGAUAGAGCAAUCAAACGUGUCAAAGCUCAACAUCAUGUGUCUGAAAGCAUGGGAGGAUUCCAAGACCCUGUUUUCCAGAUUCCAACAAAUGUCGACAAAAGAAUUCGCAAUGACCAUGGUUUGAAAACAAGCGCCAAUGGUGACUAUAGAGAGUCCAACGCCUUAGGCAUCUCGGUCAAGAACAACGAAAUGCAGGGCAGCAUCGGAGUUCGACAAUUCGCCCAGCCCGUCAAAUCUCAGGCUUAUGCUCCAGAGUCACAGAAACGAACUCUAUUCCAGAAAAGUUCUGCCAGAAGUAGUCCAGAGAUGAUGAAGCCAGUUGCAAAUUCUGGCGCCGGAUGCAACCAUGGUAGCAGCUUCAGCCACGCGCAGAAAGAUCAUGGCGUUCAUCGGGUUACCCAUCGCGACACCCACCCCGUCAGUAUCACUGGCGACAAUAUCAUUCUAAACAAUAAUGGUAGACCCAACGAGAGCAUCGCUGUCGUCAACGGUAUCCCUGGCAGCAACUUCUAUGGCAACAAGUACCCAAGUGAUAGCAACGUCCAUCACAAUCCGAAGCCUGUCGGAAAGCUUCAGUUGAGUCAUUUUCUGGGCCCUUCUUGCAGAUUUCUGGGCCGUGAGACAAAGGUCACGGAUCUGGUUUCACUCCAGCAGUCCGUUGACAACGUGUGGGGCAUAUCAUACGAGACUGACCAUCAGGACAGCCAUUUCGCUGUCCGUACACCAUCUCUUUCGUCAACAAGCAGUGUCACGGUCGAUUCCACGGAUGAAGAGAUAGUAGAUCAUCAGUCUGCAACAGGUGUGGCUGCAGAAGCUGUACCAGAGAAGGAAGUUCUUCACAAGGACAAGUUUGGAGAGAAGGGAACAAUACAGAAGAUGCCUUCAGAGGAGACAGCAGCCGAGAAUGAGUGCAAGCAAGACGUACCAAAGCAGAAUAAGCAGGCUCUUCCCACCGAGGAUCAGUCCCAAGGAGAUAAGAGUGCUCAACAAUCAUCCAAGUCCUUUGAAGAGGAGAUGGCCUCUAUGAUGGACGAGGCACAUCAGGAUGGCUCGAACGAGGCUUUUACUCAUGACGAGUUUAACUCACUGCUUGAAGGAUUCUUUGAAGGCUUUUGA
Molecule: messenger RNA, 2025 nt
Organism: Pestalotiopsis fici W106-1
Lineage: Eukaryota; Fungi; Ascomycota; Sordariomycetes; Amphisphaeriales; Sporocadaceae
Exons: 1
Coding region: 1-2025 (674 amino acids)
Source: RefSeq, a predicted model, not a curated record